CGUCUGCCCGCGGCGCCCGCGAUCCCGCCGCGGGCGCCAGACCCCAGGCCAGGGUGGGCGCCCGCCACCCUGGAGCUCCCCCAGCCUCGAGUGUGCCCAGUGCUCUGGCACUUCCCCCGAUGGGAUGCGAGGGGGGUGCCAGAGUGCUGGCUGGUCCCAUACUGGGCCCGGCCGCGCCGAUGGCGCGUGCACGACCCCGACGCGGUGUGCAUGCUGUGGCGCACCGCGUCGGGAGAUCUGGGGUGUCUUGGGGCUGGAGAAACAAAAGCAAUCAACAUGGACAAUCAAAAGCAGUGUUUUUGAUUGUCCAUGUUGUUUGUUUUUGUUUCGUCCGCGGGUUCCCCAGGUACACGCGGCACGCCGCGGCGCUGGAGCCCGGCGCGCUGGGCGCGCAGCGCUGAAGGCGACGGGAAGAGAGCAGCGCAGACGCCGCGGCUGACCCAGUUGGCCGACGACCCCGAAGUUGGGUGGGCUUGUCGUCCGACGCCAUUCUCCUCGCUCGGAGGCCAGAGACGCGGCGCGUCCCUCGCCGACCCCUUGGACUGGGCCGUGACGCCCAAAGGUCCCCUGGGCGGCGCCAGCGCCGCGGGCAGCCCGCCCGGCGGGGGGGCGCGGGCGUGCAGGAUCGAGCAAGAGAGGGAAGAGGCGGCGCUGAUCGAGAGCGUGGCACAGGAGGUGAGGGGCCUCAGGGCCCUUUUGCACAUAGGAACGGUCACCGAUUGCCAUUCUCCUUAUGUGUUUCUCCUACUUGUCCUCUCGGCGUUUUCGGUGCCUCUCACGUGGCAUGCUGGACGUUGCUGCGUGGCUAUUUGCUCUUACACGAUCUCGAUGCUUUUGCAUGGUGCGUGCAUGCGUGCAUGUGUAUGCAUGUUCCAAGUUUGAAGUGUGAGUGCCGUCCUGAGUUGUCCGCUAGUGGGAACUUGCAUUUCCGUGUGUACCAGCGUGUUUGACGUGCGCGUGAAGUUGUACGAACUGAUUAUCGGCCGCGAAGUUGUGCAUCGCCAGAAUUGGCCCGGAUGUGAUCUCAUCUGAAGGAGCAGCGGAGGGGGCCAGAGCGUCGAUAAAAGUUUGAGUGCAGAGUCGGGAUAGGCGGCAAGACUCCGUCACUUUUCGCGCGCUCUCCGUGCAGCGUUGCAGCCCAGGACGGUCGUGAACGUGGCGGACCGUGAGUGCAGUCUCUGAUGGCCAUGCGGUAGUGACCAGCAGGGUUGGAGGGGGUGGGGUGGAGCAGAUGGGCCGGCCUUCCAAGAAGGCGAUGCUUCUCGCGCGGCCCGCCGCAGGGCACCCUCCCGGGAACAGGCCGAGGGCCUCCGCCUCUGCCGCGCGCCUUCCGCCGCACCGCGCGGGCCCCUGGCGGCGCUGCGCGCCACAAGCGCGCGCCGGGCGCAUAAGGCUAAAAAAGCGCGAGGCGAACGAUGAAGGGGUGCCAGCA
Messenger RNA from Prorocentrum cordatum, 1432 nucleotides. The record is from the annotation of a GenBank genome assembly. NCBI's taxonomy places the organism in Eukaryota, Dinophyceae, Prorocentrales, Prorocentraceae.